UCGACACACUGAAAGAGCAACUUCAAUCAAUAAAACUAGAAUCAAUUCAUAAGACUAGACAAGAGCUCAUAUUAGGAAUAGAUAUGGAAGAAGGCAGGCAGCAUGAAGGAAAAAUACAACAAACUAACUUA
Messenger RNA from Cetraspora pellucida, 131 nucleotides. Lineage: Eukaryota; Fungi; Glomeromycota; Glomeromycetes; Diversisporales; Gigasporaceae. The record is from the annotation of a GenBank genome assembly.